This is a messenger RNA of Lycium ferocissimum, 729 nucleotides long. RefSeq lists its product as uncharacterized. The record is from RefSeq and is a predicted model, not a curated record. The transcript is spliced from 2 exons. Lineage: Eukaryota; Viridiplantae; Streptophyta; Magnoliopsida; Solanales; Solanaceae. The coding region runs from base 1 to 381 and encodes 126 amino acids.
AUGUUGGAAAGUUGUUACAAGAUUCAGGUUAGUUGUCUCCUUAUCAAUGCGCUGACUCUGGUGAAGGAGGAGGAGAAGGUGAAAGAGGAGAAGCAAAAGGAAGGGUUUAAGACAAUAACAAUGACGGAGAAAUUUAGUUGUUGGACUAAAGAUUUGUUUGAGAUAUUAAUGAAUGAGAAUAGAUGGAAGGGAUUUACACAGAGUAAUGCUAGGAUAAGUAAGGAAGUGGGAGGUAAGUUUAGUAUAUUUGAUGGAUCGGUUACAGGGAGUAAUGUGGAGUUGCAAGAAGGGAAGUUGCUUGUGCAGAAAUGGAGGUUUGGUAGUUGGCCUGAUGGUAUACAGUCCAUGAGUGGAAUGGAAGCUGAAGAAUGGUAUAAUUGACCUCAACUGAUUUGGGAUUUGAGUUAGUCCGGUAAGGCCCUUGCUUAGCCCGGGCCCAAGAUCAAGGUAAUAAUGCACUUCAUAGGUUUUAACUGAAAAAAUAAUAAUUUGUGUACGUUUCUUAGGCACAACUCUUUUAAGAUGAUAGCAUUUAAUUUCAAUCCACUUGGGCUUCUGUUUUACCAGACAGCAUGUUCCAGUUAUCGUCCGGGCUAAUAUUUUGCUCUGCCUAUGUAACACAAAAAGGCAAGAGAUAAUGAAUGCUUCUGUUUUAAGAAUGGCCUUGUAGAAUUUUACCUUAUCAGAAAAAAAUCAAAAAAACAAUGGCCUUGAAGAUGUUUAUCUUCA